ACCGUGUUGGAGAAGUAUUUAAAUCAACGCAUGCAAGACCAUGUAAGUCACCAGAGCAAAUCAGUGCUUGUGUUUGAGAACUGCCCAAACAUCCCGCAAGUUCGGAUCUUUUGAUUCCACAGACCAGCCUCAAACACUUUCAGUUGUUAUGCCUCAGUUGGGCUCAACCCGGGAGUAUUAACUCAUGGUGUGAACGUUGUACCGGGCCGGACUUCGAUCCGGCCCCCCGCGCGGAACCGGCACAGGGGACGAUGCAGGGAUACCUGCCAGUGCCGAUGGUCCCCAUCGUGCCCAUGCAGGUGCCAGGGCAGGUGCCGCAGAUGGUGCCGCAGAUGGUGCCGCAGGUGGUGCCGAUGCAGGUGCCGCAGAUGGUGCCGCAGGUGGUGCCGCAGGUGGUGCCGCAGGUGGUGCCGCAGGUGGUGCCCAUGAGCGAGGAAGCCUUGCGAGAAGCCGUGCUCUUGGAGACCUUAGCGAGACUUUUGAGGGAGAAGAUUGGCACAGCAGGGCAGCCGGCUUCAACGCCUCAGCUCGCGUUGCCCGCACCCGUCGACGCGGACUCCAGCGCGGACUCCGGCGCGUUGCCUCCCUGGCGGCAGAAGCCAGAGGAUCUACCACCGUCUUCGGUGGAGAAAGUGGAAGCACCGCUGGAAAAGUUCAUCCGGGUCUUUAAACUGGAUGAGCUGGCGGCGAAAUGCCUUUUAAAGCUACAAGAUGAUGAAGCUGCCUUUGUCAUUGAGUCAUGCCAACAUCGGCUGAAGCACGCCAAGAACCCUUCUGCUGUGGUGAUGAUUGCCAUCAAAGGAGUCGCGGCCAAGGUGGGCCGCAGAUACUAUGGCAGUCGCGAGACGGCCGAAGCUGGUCAAACACAAGCCUCUUCCGAGCUGAAGAUGAUCGGCGGUUCGCCCGAGGACGAGCUCGCAGACGAGGACGUGGCGCAGAGUGAUCCCUACCUGAUGGUGGCGGAUGAGGAGGAAGAAGAGGAAGAGGAAAAGGUGGUGGAUCAAGAGGUAGAGGCACCAAGUGACGGCCCCCCGGCCAAGCGCCCGAAGCUCACGGGGUCGGAGACCGCUCCGCUCCCCACGACUUCUUCUCCGCCGGCGGAGAAGCUCACGGUGGAGGUGCUUACGGAAGAUCCGCCUGAGGAGGACGAGAAUCCGGAGGCCUUGUUCUUCGUGGACACUGGCCCGACCGGCGCGUAGGACUUCCUGGAGAACAUGAUUCCACCCGGUGGCUUCCUCAAGCUUUCCAGACCCUGGGCGAUGCUGCAGACGUCGACGCCCAUGCCUGCCAGUCUGCCGAUCAAGAUGGAGCUUUGCGGUCCGGUUUCGCGGCGACAGAAGGAGUAGAGGCCAAGUGCCGCAUCAAAGUAUGCAGAAGAAAAGGAUGUGCCGA
Molecule: messenger RNA, 1392 nt
Organism: Durusdinium trenchii
Lineage: Eukaryota; Dinophyceae; Suessiales; Symbiodiniaceae
Source: the annotation of a GenBank genome assembly